AUGGCUGUUGGAAAGAACAAGCGCCUUAGCAAGGGUAAGAAGGGUAUCAAGAAGCGCACUGUCGACCCCUUCACCCGCAAGGACGAGUACUCCGUCAAGGCCCCCUCCACCUUCCAGACCCGCGAUGUCGGCAAGACCCUUGUCAACCGCACCAGCGGUCUGAAGAACGCCAACGACUCCCUCAAGGGCCGUAUCUUCGAGGUCUCCCUCGCCGACCUGCAGAACGAUGAGGACCACUCCUUCCGCAAGGUCAAGCUCCGCGUCGACGAGAUCCAGGGCAAGAACUGCCUGACCAACUUCCACGGUCUGGACUUCACCACCGACAAGCUGCGCUCCCUCGUCCGCAAGUGGCAGUCUCUCAUUGAGGCCAACGUCACCGUGAAGACCACUGACGACUACCUCAUCCGUCUGUUCGCCAUUGCCUUCACCAAGCGUCGCCCCAACCAGAUUAAGAAGACCACCUACGCUCGCUCUUCUCAAAUCCGGGCCAUCCGCAAGAAGAUGACCGAGAUCAUCCAGCGCGAGGCCACCAGCUGCACCCUGUCUCAGCUCACCCACAAGCUCAUCCCCGAGGUUAUUGGCCGUGAGAUCGAGAAGUCCACCCAGGGCAUCUACCCCCUGCAGAAUGUCCACAUUCGCAAGGUUAAGCUGCUCAAGCAGCCCAAGUUCGACCUGGGCGCCCUCCUGUCCCUCCACGGCGAGUCGGCCACUGAUGACAAGGGCCAGAAGGUCGAGCGGGAGUUCAAGGAGACUGUUCUGGAGGCCGUUUAA
Molecule: messenger RNA, 771 nt
Organism: Penicillium waksmanii
Lineage: Eukaryota; Fungi; Ascomycota; Eurotiomycetes; Eurotiales; Aspergillaceae
Gene: rps1
Product: 40S ribosomal protein eS1
Exons: 5
Coding region: 1-771 (256 amino acids)
Biological process (GO): translation
Cellular component (GO): cytosol; ribosome
Molecular function (GO): structural constituent of ribosome
Source: RefSeq, a predicted model, not a curated record